Messenger RNA from Anoplopoma fimbria (sablefish), 3250 nucleotides. It is a transcript of the gene pdp1, whose product is annotated as pyruvate dehydrogenase phosphatase catalytic subunit 1. The transcript has 9 exons. Lineage: Eukaryota; Metazoa; Chordata; Actinopteri; Perciformes; Anoplopomatidae. The record is from RefSeq and is a predicted model, not a curated record. The coding region runs from base 137 to 1699 and encodes 520 amino acids. Gene Ontology annotation, molecular function: cation binding; protein serine/threonine phosphatase activity. Gene Ontology annotation, biological process: protein dephosphorylation.
UUUGCAGCGCUGCGCUCCAGAGCGCUACAGAGCGGAGGGUCGAUGGCACUGGGUCGGUGUUAAGUCAUGAACUUCAGUAACUUCUUCACAUCCAUCGGUUAAUGUUUGUGGAUGUGCCUGAAGUGCACCAUCAGCCAUGCCUGUGACAUCUCAGCUGCUCAGGGGUUGGCCCCGUGCUAAGGUCUUGGCCUCCAGUCUGUUACCAUGCCAACAACACCAGGCCCAGUUAAGACCGAUCAAUCAAAGACCUGCUUCAAGAUGGCCCUCUCAUAUGCACUCACGAGGUUACCAGACAACCACAGAGCUCCGCAGCUACAUCCUCUCACCCCCACAGGUCAACUCUAUUCUGAAAGCCAACGAGUAUAGCUUCAAGGUGCCGGAGUUUGAUGGGAAGAAUGUGUCAUCAGUGAUGGGUUUUGAGAGUAAUCAGCUGCCGGCCAACGCUCCUAUAGAAGACCGUCGAAGUGCGGCUACAUGCCUGCAGACGCGAGGAAUGCUGCUGGGUGUGUUUGAUGGCCAUGCUGGCUGUGCCUGUGCACAGGCGCUGAGUGAGAGGUUGUUUUACUACAUAGCAGUGUCUCUGCUGCCCCACAACACACUGUGUGAGCUGGAGGCAGCGGUGGAGGCCGGCAGGGCCCUAAGUCCCAUCCUGCAGUGGCACAAACACCCCAACGACUACUUCAGCAGGGAGGCUCAGACCCUCUACUUCAACAGCCUCAGGACCUACUGGCAGGAGUUAAUAGAUCUCACCAGCCCAGGUGAAAUUCCAGACACCCGAGAGGCCUUGCUGAAUGCCUUUAAGAGGCUGGACAAUGACAUUUCUCUGGAGGCUCAGGUCGGAGACCCGAAUGCGUUCCUGCACUACUGGGUCCUGAGAGUGGCCUUCUCUGGAGCAACAGCCUGCGUGGCUCACAUCGAUGGAUCAGACCUGUUUAUAGCCAAUUCAGGAGAUGCUCGGGCGGUGCUGGGGGUUCAGGAGGAGGACGGUUCAUUCAGCGCUCACACACUGUCAAACGACCACAGCGCCCAGAAUGAGGAAGAGGUGGCUCGGAUACGAGGUGAACACCCUCCAUCAGAGAGGAAGACAGUUAUACGACAGGACCGUUUGCUCGGCCUCCUCAUGCCGUUGCGGGCAUUUGGGGAUGUGAAGUUCAAGUGGGGUAUUGAACUGCAGAAGCGUGUGUUGGAGUCUGGACCUGAUCAGCUUCAUGAAAACGAGCAAACCAAGUUUAUCCCUCCAAACUACCACACCCCCCCCUACCUGACCGCCGAGCCUGAGAUCACGUACCACAAACUGCGGCCACAGGAUCGCUUCAUGGUGAUUGGCUCUGAUGGCCUCUGGGAGACGCUCCACAGACAGGAAGUGGUCCGUAUUGUCGGGGAGUAUUUAACUGGGGUGCACCAGCGUCAGCCCCUCAAAGUUGGAGGCUACAAGGUCACCCUGGGACAGAUGCAGGGGCUGCUCGAAGAGAGAAAGGCUCGCGAUUCUUCAGCUUUCGAGGAUCAUAACUCAGCGACCCACCUGAUGCGUCACGCGGUGGGAAACAACGAAUUUGGCACGGUCGACCACGAGAGGCUGUCGAAAAUGCUGUCGCUGCCCGAGGAGCUGGCUCGCAUGUACCGCGAUGACAUCACUAUUAUUAUCUCUCAGUUCAACCCUCAUGUGAUUGGAGCACAGAGGCCAGAAGGGCAGUCCUGAGUGGUACAAAAGCCAUCCACUGAGGAGUACACACACUUGUGUAACAGUGUACAUCUACACAUAAGCACACUCUGUGGACAAACAGGCCAUACUGAGAAAAUAUCUGUCCAGCAUUCGGAAGAAUUGUUAUAACUUUAAUUAUAUAAAGAAUUUGUAUGUUUGUAUGCAGUGCUGGAGAAGAUCUGGUUCCUCAUGAAGGUACAAGAUCUUCAUUGGAUUGAGGUGUCAUAUAUGAAGUGUUAUUUAUGCCGCCAAUAUCCUCUGGUUUCAUAUACGUUUCUCCGCGUGGCUAAUCAGACGCUGUUACAAACUGAUUUUUUUGUGCCAAAAGAGUCAACCUCCUCGUCUGCUGAAAGACAGAGCAGGGUUGAAAUUAUCCAAAGAGGGUGAAGGUUGGGUCUUUACGAGAAAAGAGGCCGUGGUUGAUGCAACCUGCUUCUCUUAUAUGGACUCUAACUGGGCUGUGCCAUUAUAACACAAACACUAUCUUUCUGUGCUUUCUAGGGUUAUUUGCAUCCCCAUUUUACAAUCGAUCUUACUUUCAAGGCUGCACCUGCACCUGUUACAGAGUGGACUGUUGCAUCUGUAUGUUCUUACUCCUUUGUGUAUGCCAUUGUAUGAUAUAUUCUUAGUACUGUUCAAACAUACACAUUUACUGCAUUAACACUUUAGUCUGUGAGUAUUUAGAUGAUGAUGUUUACUCCAGCGCACCUUUUUAGGUAAAACCGUGACUGUGUUUGGUUAAGUACUGACUUUGAGCUCAAAAGUGUUUACAUCCAUAUUGGGUUAACAAUUUAGGAUUCUAAAUAACUAAAUUAGAGUGGAGAGAUAACACUGAUAGUGUAGUGGUCACCAUACUGUGUGGCACACCCUAAUGGGCCCCAAGAUACAUUUCAGGGGUCACAAGAUAAAAAAAAUACAUUACACAAAAUGCAUCUAUUUAAAUAAUAACUCAAGUGAAACUAUUUGAAUAAUUUAACGGACUUUGUUUUCAUUUUAAAUGGGUCACAAGCCAGAAAGGCUGGGAACCACUGAGCUAGUGAUUGUUUUUAUUUCAAAUUUAAUAUGGUGGAGCACAAAAUUGGAUCAAUAUUUACAGACUGUACAGUCUAACAGGUCAUGCACUGUGCACCGACACAGGUAGAAGUAAUAAUUAAGUUAAUUCCUUCCAUUUAUUACACAGCACCACUUUGGUUAGUGAAAAGGGAAGAUUCAAAGUCAGUAUGUCUGUUACUGAACCUCUAAGCAGUCACUGUCUGGAAGUUUGUAGUUCUUUUCCAAGCAUCGUGGGGUGAGAAGUUGGCAUUGUUUGGGUUGGGUUUUUAUGACUCUUGACAGCAAAAAAAGCAGAAGCACUCUCCUGUUGAACACCAAUGACUGUGUGUAAAGCCCAAACAAAUGAGCAGAAUGUACUUUUUUUUUUUUUUUAAAGCUGUUUGAAUAUUAAAUAUUAUUUAUACAGCUCUUACACAGCUUAUCUACAGUUGUAUGUAUAAAAUUGUAACUUAUGUGGGUUAAGUUUUGUAUGGAACGGUUUAAUAAAACACUGAA